GGACAGGUGAGGACGCUCUUUCGAAUCAAUUAGACUGUGGCUUUGUGUGUAAAAAAAGAGUUACAUUUACUGCGACGAACUGAGUUUUUAAUUCUAAUUCAAUAUCACUUUUAAAGCUUUUAAAAGUUAAAAAGCCUCGAAAACGUUUGUCGUAUUGCUAUGGCUCAUGUCAUGGAGGAUGAGAGCAUCUGGGCCGAUACAGCAGCAGUAGUUGGGGACAUUGAUCGACCCGGGCCGGAUGAAAACAGCCCUGAAACUAAUUUGGAGAACUGUGAAGCUUCUGGAGGAUUUUACUGCACAUCUGAAGGGUUUUCUGAAGCUCUUAGAUCUGUUGCAAGCUCACAAUUAUGGAACAUUAUGGGUCUUUCUCUGCCCAUUUCCUCUCUCUUCUCUCUGGAGAGCUCCGGUCUGAAAUCAUCUGAUGUGCACUGUGUGGAAAGUGAGGUGAAAGGGGCAGAUGCUACAGAUGUCAGUUCUCAACCAGAGGAAACAUAUGUUGCCCAAUUCGAAUCGGAGUACAUCAGCAGUUCGGUCCCUUUGUAUCAGGAGUAUUGGAUGAACCAUAUGAAGAAAGAUAUACACAAAGCACAGAACUCUGGACUUUCAGAAUUGGUGACAUUUGUCCGUCUUCCUGGUCUGAAAACUCCCCCUGCUUUAAGCCUGACCACUGUGUUAAGCCCCACCACUCUGCUGAGCCCACCAGGACUACAGGCUAAGCCAUACGCUCUGUGGCAGGAGCUACCGCAAGUAAAGAGUAUGCUGAACACCCUCAGUGCGCAUGAGAUCCAGCUUCAGGAGGCGAUGUUUGAGCUGAUUGUGUCAGAGGCCUCGUAUCAGAAGAGUUUGAUAAUAGCACUGAAUGUGUUUCAGUGCUCCGCAGAACUCAAACAGAUCCUGUCCCGUGUGCAACAUCAUGUUCUGUUCUCUAACCUAAAGGACGUCUGCAGAGUCAGUGAACGCUUUCUGCAGGACAUGGAGUCCCAUCUUGGGCAGCAUGUGGUGAUGUCAAAGGUCGGUGAUAUUGUUUUGAAACACCAGCAAGGCUUCCAAAAAGUCUAUGUGCCGUAUAUCACCAACAUGAUGUACCAGGAGGCUCUCAUCACUCAGCUGCUGCAGGGAAACAAGAAAUUUGCACUGAUCCUGAAGAAACUAGAGAAAGAUCCACAAUGCCAGAGACAAAUGCUCAAGUCUUUCCUGGUUCUUCCCUUCCAGAGGAUCACAAGAAUGACACUCUUACUUGAGAACAUCCUCAAGCGAGCUAAAGGUGUUUGUUCUAAAGUCCCUAAUCUGACGGAAGCCAUUGAAGCUGUACGUAAGAUAGUGGAAGAGUGUGACACAAGUGUCCAACAAAUGAAGAGGACAGAGCUGCUUGUUUGUUUGGACAAGUUAGUGGACUUUGGAAAUGUUAAGUCCGUUCCAUUGAUCACCAGAGGGCGGCAUUUGAUUCAAGAGGGAGCUCUGAAGCAUCUAAUUGUUGGUGGCAGCCACAAAGUCUCCAUAGUCUCUCGCAAAGAUGUGUAUAUACACCUUUUCAAUGAUCUCCUGCUCCUCUCUGUUAAAAGUGGACACAGGUUUGUUGUGCAGGACCAUGCACUAUUUCCUGAUAAUGUGCGUGUGGAGGAAAUCAAAACAAUUCUGGAAUUAGCUCCCGAAUCCUUCUUGCUGCAUCUAACUAAGAGUGACAAUAGAUCUUCCAGUGCUCUGAUACUGGCUGCACACACGAGAUCAGAAAAAGACACCUGGAUGAGAGUUUUCUCUGAAAAAUAGGAAACUGCAAGUGUGGAAAUGCAACAAAGAAGAAUGCUCUUUAAGAAAUGGGCACCAUGACAUGUUCUAAAAUACUAACUGCAAUGGACAUUUUAAUUUUUUGAAUAUUAAUAUGUGUAUUCUUAAAUAAAAGGCUGUAAGCAACUGA
Puntigrus tetrazona (Sumatra barb) is the source of this 1915-nucleotide messenger RNA. RefSeq names its product rho guanine nucleotide exchange factor 19. Bases 160 to 1767 code for a protein of 535 amino acids. Lineage: Eukaryota; Metazoa; Chordata; Actinopteri; Cypriniformes; Cyprinidae. The transcript has 12 exons. Gene Ontology annotation, biological process: activation of GTPase activity. Gene Ontology annotation, cellular component: nucleus; cytoplasm. Gene Ontology annotation, molecular function: guanyl-nucleotide exchange factor activity. The record is from RefSeq and is a predicted model, not a curated record.